Molecule: messenger RNA, 1113 nt
Organism: Daphnia pulicaria
Lineage: Eukaryota; Metazoa; Arthropoda; Branchiopoda; Diplostraca; Daphniidae
Product: carbonyl reductase [NADPH] 1-like
Exons: 4
Coding region: 125-1015 (296 amino acids)
Molecular function (GO): carbonyl reductase (NADPH) activity
Source: RefSeq, a predicted model, not a curated record
GUACUCCAGAGUUUCUUAAAAAUUUUCCGCACGUCUUCUGCUUUGGAAUUUGACAGUUCACUGACAUUGACAGUUCACACUUCGCACUUUUACGCUAAGGUCAAACAAAUUCUCCAUCUGAACUAUGUCAGGAAACCGAGUCGCUGUGGUAACUGGAUCUAAUCAGGGUAUAGGAUUUGCCACAGUACAGGAACUAUGUGCCAAAUUCGAAGGUUCAGUAUAUCUCACUGCCCGAAGUGAAGAACGUGGACUGGCGGCUGUUGAAGAACUGAAGAAGUUGGGAUUACAGCCAAAGUUUCAUCAACUGGACAUCAAUGAUGAAUCCAGUGUGCUAAAACUUCGAGAUCACUUAAAAGACACUUAUGGAGGGUUGGAUGUUCUUGUGAACAAUGCUGCAAUUUUACUUCCAUUCAAGGAAGGACUGCCUGAUGAAGUCUUUGCUGAACAUGCAAAAACAACCAUGCAAACCAAUUAUUUUGACACUCAACGUGUUUGCAAAAUUUUGUUUCCUAUCCUCAAACCACAUGCAAGGGUGGUGAACCUUUCUAGCAUGUUGGGUCAUCUGACACAAAUUAAAGGAGAAGAUUCAGUUGCUAUGGAGUUGAAAGCUAAGCUGUCUUCACCAGAUUUGACCUACGAAGAACUUGAUGGUCUGAUGCAGAAUUUUGUUGAUUCAGCUCAAAAAGGGGAACAUACCAAGUAUGGCUGGCCUGCAACUGGCUACUACACGACCUACAUCGUAUCAAAAAUCGGUGUAAGCGCAAUGACCCGCAUCCAACACAGAGACUUUGAACGCGAUUCACGCGAAGACAUCAUCAUCAACCACGUUCACCCCGGUUAUGUUAACACUCAAAUGUCAGAAUAUAGAGGAGUCCUCACCAUUGAAAAAGGUGCCGUUGCUCCAUCGUGGCUGGCCCUGUUGCCUCCUAAUGUGCAAGAACCUAAAGGGCUAUUUGUUUGGUGCGAUAAGACUAUUGUUGAUUGGGUAAAAGGACCGAUGCCGCCUCUUGACUAAUGUUUGCUGUCCGUUGAUCGGUAAUAUGGAUUAAGAAUCAACCCAGCUAAUUAGUUGAUUUAUAUUUUUAAUACAAUAUAUUUGGUUGUUGAAAGGGA